This is a messenger RNA of Triticum aestivum (bread wheat), 1335 nucleotides long. Its product is annotated as peroxidase 2. The transcript has 2 exons. Lineage: Eukaryota; Viridiplantae; Streptophyta; Magnoliopsida; Poales; Poaceae. Gene Ontology annotation, biological process: response to oxidative stress; hydrogen peroxide catabolic process. The record is from RefSeq and is a predicted model, not a curated record. Bases 80 to 1075 code for a protein of 331 amino acids. Gene Ontology annotation, molecular function: peroxidase activity; heme binding.
UCCACGCCCUGAUCGACCAGCUACCAACCACCUCUCUCUUUUCUCAAUCUUGGUCAAGAACUCGAGCUAGCUUGAAACAAUGGCCGCUGCUGGUGCUGAGAAGCUGCACGUUCUGGUGGCGUGUGCCUUGCUGCUGCUCCUUGCUGUGGGGUGCCAGGCCAGCCCUCUGCAGAUCGGGUUCUACCGCGACAGGUGCCCCCAGGCGGAGGCCGUCGUCAAGGGCGUGAUGAUGGACGCCAUCUCCCAGAACCCCGGCAAUGGCGCCGCCAUGAUCCGCAUGCUCUUCCACGACUGCUUCGUUGAGGGCUGUGACGCUUCGGUCCUCCUGGACCCGACCCCGUUCAGCCCGACGCCGGAGAAGCUCAGCGCGCCCAACAAUCCCUCCCUGCGUGGCUUCGAGCUGAUCGACGCCAUCAAGGCCGCCCUCGAGGCGGCCUGCCCGGGCGUCGUCUCCUGUGCCGACAUCAUCGCUUUCUCGGCCCGCGACGCGUCCUGCAUCCUGAGCGGGGGCAAGGUGGACUUCGAGGUGCCGUCCGGCCGCCGCGACGGCACCUUCUCCAACGCCUCCGAGCCUGUUAAGUUCCUCGUCCCACCCACGUCCAACCUCAGCGACCUCGUGGACAGCUUCGUCGUCAAGGGCCUCGACAAGGAGGACCUGGUCAUCCUCUCUGGCGCACACACCAUCGGGCGCUCCCACUGCUCCGCCUUCGUCCCCGACCGCCUCAACGUCUCCUCCGACAUCGACGGCGGCCUCGCCGCAUUCCUGCGUGGUCAGUGCCCCGCCGACGCCACCCCGGGCAGCAACGACCCAACGGUGAUGCAGGACGUGGUGACCCCGAACGAUCUGGACAAGCAGUACUACAACAACGUGCUAUCGCACACGGUGCUCUUCACCUCCGAUGCGGCGCUCCUGACAUCGGAGGAGACGGCGAGGAUGGUGUUGGACAAUGCCAACAUCCCCGGAUGGUGGGAGGACAGGUUCGAGAAGGCCAUGGUGAAGAUGGCCGGCAUCGAGGUCAAGACCGGCGAUCAGGGACAGAUCAGGAAGAACUGCCGCGCAAUCAACUACUACUAAGUGCAUGCAUGCGCGUCUACGUCUACGUGCAUGCAUGGUGAAGGAAGACUCCAUCUCCAUUGUUUGCUUUCACCCUGCAAGCGAGUUACCGCUGUAAAGUUUUUUUUUUAAGUUUAAAGUUUGGUUGUUUUAGCAUCCAUCAUUGUUGUCAUUUCUUUCGUUAUUUCUUGGUUCAAUUCUCGUCAACUGAAUUCUUUGUCCACAUGUGUAAAUGCGCUGCGAGCCAAUGUUCUUUCAUUUGGGAAAAUAAAGUUACACUU